AUGGCAUACGCCAAGUUAAAAACCACCUUCGUUCCUUCAGCUGAAACUAAAAUAAUGGCUAAUAAGAAUCUGGGAAAUAAAUUAUUGGUCCAUCAAAUUGAUGAAGACACCUUCAGCGUCACCGCGAACAAUGGAAUCGCAAUGGUCCAUCUUCGAAGUAAAAUAUGUUUGUGUCGAGAGUUUGACUUGGAUAAAAUACCUUGUCAACAUGCUAUGGUUGCGCUCAGACACAAAUUUGGAGAUGAAUAUGGCAAGAUGAUUUAUGAGUACUCUUCUCCGUAUUAUAAGGUAGAGUCAUAUAUACUUGCAUAUGCAGAUCCAAUCUAUCCAGUGCCAGCUGAAGAAUUUUGGAAUCUUCCUCUGGAAAUUUUAGAGAGAGUAAUACCUCCACCUGAAAAGAAAACUAAACUGGGAAGGAAGCGGCUGAAACGAGUACCUACUAUAGGAGAAGUGGUUUCAAAGAAAAGAAAUAAAUGCUCUCUAUGUAAAAUAUUUGGCCACAAAAAAAUUUCAUGUCCUACGAGAUCGAAUGAAGUUGCAGGAACAGGUAAUGGUGUAGUUUCAUGA
This is a messenger RNA of Solanum verrucosum, 567 nucleotides long. RefSeq lists its product as uncharacterized. The coding region runs from base 1 to 567 and encodes 188 amino acids. Lineage: Eukaryota; Viridiplantae; Streptophyta; Magnoliopsida; Solanales; Solanaceae. Gene Ontology annotation, molecular function: zinc ion binding. The transcript has a single exon. The record is from RefSeq and is a predicted model, not a curated record.